Messenger RNA from Priceomyces carsonii, 717 nucleotides. RefSeq names its product Arf family GTPase (gene ARL3). NCBI's taxonomy places the organism in Eukaryota, Fungi, Ascomycota, Pichiomycetes, Serinales, Debaryomycetaceae. The record is from RefSeq and is a predicted model, not a curated record. Gene Ontology annotation, molecular function: GTPase activity; GTP binding. Gene Ontology annotation, cellular component: Golgi apparatus. The transcript has a single exon. Gene Ontology annotation, biological process: protein localization to Golgi apparatus; Golgi to plasma membrane protein transport; intracellular protein transport. The coding region runs from base 1 to 717 and encodes 238 amino acids.
AUGUUUCAUCUUGCUUCGUCUCUAUAUACUCAGUAUACUAAGCAAGAGCAAUACAAUGUGCUUAUUCUUGGAUUAGACAAUGCUGGUAAGACUACGUUUUUAGAACAUAUUAAAUUGCUAUACCUGUCACCAAAUGAAGCAACAAAGAAAAGGCACCAUGAGAAUACCGACGGAAGGAGUACUUCAGAUAUCUUAAAAGGGAAAAGAAUACUCCCAACUGUAGGACAGAAUACUACUACCAUCAAAUUUGAACCAUCCCCUGAAUCUCAAUUGCCGUCACAAUUUAACAACAUAAAUUUAAAAUUUUGGGACCUAGGAGGGCAAAGAUCUUUAAGAAACUUGUGGUCUCGCUACUAUAGAUCUUGCCAUGGCAUAAUAUUUAUAAUUGACUCCACGGAUACUGAUAGAUUCCAAGAAUGCUACGAUACUUUACGAGAAAUUGCCCAUGAUGACUCGUGGUAUGAUAAUAUUACUAGCAACGAAACAGUUAGUGUGCCUAUUCUAAUGUUGGCUAAUAAACAGGACCUUCCCGAGGCAGUAGACCUCGUGUCAUUGAAAACUGGUGUCUUCAUAGAUCUUGUAAGCGAAUUGGAGGCCACAGACUCGAAGUUAUUGCCGGUAUCAGUAUUGGAAAAUCAAGGCUUAAGAGAGAGCCUUGAAUGGCUUGUUACUAGACUCGUAUAUAACAAGAGUAACAAGAUGCCAGACUACAAGUAA